CCAGGUUACUGGUUAGGUGAAGGCCAGUGAAGGCGGCGAAGCUGUCUGUUGAUUCUUCGGUAAAUGUAAUAAAUACGUUAUUGUGUCGAGUCUCACAAGUCUCAGAUCGCGAUGGGGAUACUGGAGAAGAUCUCGGAAAUCGAGAAGGAGAUCGCGCGCACGCAAAAGAACAAAGCCACCGAGUAUCAUCUGGGCUUGCUGAAAGCGAAGCUUGCCAAGUACAGGUCCCAGCUUCUGGAACCGACAAAAAAGUCUGAAAAAGGCGAAGGUUUCGACGUGCUGAAGUCGGGAGACGCCAGAGUCGCGUUAAUCGGCUUCCCGUCAGUUGGCAAAUCGACUCUGCUCAGCACUUUGACCGCCACUGAGUCGGAGGCUGCGUCUUAUGAAUUUACUACCCUGACAUGUAUCCCCGGGGUUAUCGAGUAUAAGGGUGCCAAUAUACAAUUGUUGGACUUGCCUGGUAUAAUUGAAGGAGCGGCACAGGGAAAAGGACGAGGUAGGCAAGUCAUAUCUGUCGCUAGAACGGCGGAUUUGGUACUUAUGAUGUUGGACGCGACCAAGCAGGACGUUCAACGGCAACUUUUAGAGAAAGAGUUGGAAUCGGUCGGGAUAAGACUCAACAAGAAAAAACCGAAUAUAUAUUUUAAAGUGAAAAAGGGCGGCGGCUUAGCCUUCAACUCAACGUGUCCUUUAACGAAAGUAGAUGAAAAACUAGUUCAAAUGAUUCUGCACGAGUAUAAAAUCUUCAAUGCCGAGGUGCUGUUUCGCGAGGACUAUAGCGCGGACGAAUUGAUUGAUGUUAUCAAUGCAAACCGAGUAUACUUGCCCUGCCUUUAUGUAUAUAAUAAGAUAGAUCAAAUAUCGAUAGAGGAAGUCGAUCGAAUCGCUAGGCAACCUAAUAGUGUCGUAGUUAGCUGUAAUAUGAAGUUGAAUCUUGACUUUCUGCUGGAAAUACUAUGGGAAUAUUUGAGCUUGAUAAGGGUGUACACAAAAAAGCCUGGACAGCCGCCUGAUUUUGAGGACGGUUUAAUAUUGAGGAAAGGAGUGACGGUGGAGCACGUGUGUCACGCAAUUCACCGUACUCUUGCCCAGCAAUUCAAAUACGCCCUUGUGUGGGGUACAAGUACCAAAUAUUCGCCUCAGCGAGUAGGAUUACAGCAUGUGAUGCACGAUGAGGAUGUCGUACAAAUAAUGAAAAAAUAAAUUCCAACAAACGUUAUAAAUCCGUUCGUGAGAAAAUGUGAAUAGCAAUAUAGGCCUUACGUAGCCUUUCAUGUACAACAAAAGUAUGAGCGAGCUGCUACACCGGCAAACUUUAGCCGUAAAAUUUAACGGUUUUAGGAUGAAUGUAUUUGAAUUACCUAUUUUAAGAAGCUUGUGGUUUGCAGACCUUGUUCCAAUAAAAUUUGUAAGAACAAAUGUAACUAAUGUUACGUACUUAUUUAAAUACGAAGGAAAUACAUGGAUUUAUUAUUUAUUAUACAGGGAUAAGCCUUAAUUAGAGUAACAUAUAAACAAAAGAAAGACAAGAGCAUACGUCAUCUCGUCUCAUCUGUCUGGGAGAGACUUGCUCAGGAAGAGUUUUUCUCUCAGCUUGCGGAAAAAACGGAAAAAGAAACAUAUUUAUUUCAUUGUAAGAAGGUCAAAUCUCUCAAAUCUCUGAGGAUAUAUCUAUCAUAUCGUAACUUGAUGUAUAUGGCACGUAGCGUGUGAUACAUUGUACAAUAAUCGACAUUAAGUACGUUACGUAACCGGGCUAGAUGUGAAAAUCGAUUGGUGUGUCAAUUCGAUUUUUCCCAUCGGGGAAUUCGGGGACAGCGAUUCGAGCGCGCGAUUCUCCCCGUUUGCAAUUCUUGCGCGCGAAUCGAUGAAUAAUGAAUGGCGUUCCCGCGGCACGAUGACACUGCGUGAAGAAUGCGUAUACAUACGAAUCGUACAUCGUACAUUCGUACCAUCUCUCCGUUCUUCUUUUAAUAUUUUCUCUUUCUCUCUCUCUCCUCACACUCUUUCACUUGUUACACUCCCCCGUUCUCCGCCCCCUCCUCGCGGGCGUGCGUAUACGAAAAUGCGUUCGCCACUCGCGCGCGAGACACACAUCCUGAUUACUAAUUCACGUAGCCGCGGACUACUUCCCUGCCUCGUUGUGACACCAAAUCCCAUAUUCCAGCCAGAAUGGAGAGUCGGCGAGCCCGAGAGCUCGAUGAUCCACGCGAGCGAGCGAUUCGCACCGGAUCUUAACGCCGCUGUUCACGCGCCCACUAUUAUCUGGGAAAUAUCUCUCGACGGCGGAUUCCGUGCCAGAUGAUUCAGAUGUGGCAGAUGCGCUUUCGCCUUGGCAAAAAUUUGACAAUGCGCGGAAGAAUUUUAUUGUCAUUAUACAUAUAAAUAAUAAAUAAACCAGAUUUCCUUCAA
Molecule: messenger RNA, 2412 nt
Organism: Temnothorax curvispinosus
Lineage: Eukaryota; Metazoa; Arthropoda; Insecta; Hymenoptera; Formicidae
Product: developmentally-regulated GTP-binding protein 2
Exons: 5
Coding region: 112-1203 (363 amino acids)
Biological process (GO): cytoplasmic translation
Cellular component (GO): cytoplasm
Molecular function (GO): GTP binding; GTPase activity
Source: RefSeq, a predicted model, not a curated record